UGUACCGCCGCAUUGACACGUUACCAGUUGAUGUGGUUUGACCAGACGUUUCUUUGUUCAGUCUACGACCGACUGUUGGUCGUUAUUUCGGAAAAUGUCGGACGGUGGCGGGGGCGACGAUAGCUCCGGCACCAUGGAGGUGUCUACUGCCGUACAAACGGUUGCUGAUGCCGCGGUGCUGCAGAAGCAUAUUCGUAAACUUGUCCCUCUGCUCCUGGAAGAUGGCGGCGAUGCUCCGGCCUCCUUGGAAACCGCCCUAGAAGAGAAGAGCUCCAUAGAGCAAAUGAGGAAGUUUCUUUCGAACCCCCAAAUUCACACCAUUCUGGUUGAGAGAAGCACACUCAAAGAGGAUGUUGGGGAUGAAGGAGAGGAAGAAAAGGAGUGCAUCUCUUACAACAUCAACAUUGACAUCCACUAUGGGCUUAAGUCCAACAGCCUGGCUUUCAUCAAGAGGACUGGAGUGAUUGAUGCUGACAAGCCCAUAUCGACCCAGGUGCGCGUGUUGACUCUGAGUGAGGAUUCUCCCUACGAGACGCUGCACUCUUUCAUCAGCAAUGCUGUUGCUCCCUUCUUCAAGUCCUACAUCCGUGAAUCUGGGAAGGCAGACAGGGAUGGCGACAAGAUGGCUCCCUCUGUGGAGAAGAAGAUUGCAGAGCUGGAGAUGGGCCUGCUUCAUCUGCAGCAGAACAUCGAAAUCCCAGAGAUCAGCCUUAUCAUCCACCCCAUCAUCCUCAACAUCGCCAAGGCGUGCUACGAACGUGGUGAGAAGCCCAAGGUCACUGACUUUGGCGACAAGGUGGAGGACCCCACCUUCCUCAACCAGCUGCAGUCGGGGGUGAACCGUUGGAUCCGGGAAAUCCAGAAGGUGACCAAGCUGGACCGUGACCCGGCCUCUGGGACGGCCCUGCAGGAGAUCAGUUUCUGGCUGAACCUGGAGCGCGCCCUGAACCGCAUCCAGGAGAAGAGGGAGAGCCCCGAAGUGCUGCUCACUCUGGACAUCCUAAAGCACGGCAAGCGCUUCCACGCCACCGUCAGUUUUGACACUGACACCGGUCUGAAGCAGGCAGUGGAGACUGUCAACGACUACAACCCCCUGAUGAAGGACUUCCCCCUGAACGACCUGCUGUCAGCCACUGAGCUGGAUAAGAUCCGCCAGGCGCUGGUGGCCAUCUUCACCCACCUGAGGAAGAUCCGUAACACCAAGUACCCCAUUCAGCGAGCCCUGCGGCUGGUGGAGGCCAUCUCCCGAGACCUCAGCUCCCAGCUCCUCAAAGUGCUGGGCACCAGGAAGCUCAUGCACGUGGCCUAUGAGGAGUUUGAAAAGGUGAUGGUGGCGUGCUUUGAGGUCUUCCAGACCUGGGAGGAUGAAUAUGAGAAGCUCCAAGUCUUGCUGAGAGACAUUGUGAAGAGGAAGAGGGAGGAAAACCUGAAGAUGGUGUGGCGCCUGAGCCCAGCCCACCGCAAGCUCCAGGCCCGCCUCGACCAUAUGAGGCGCUUCCGCAGGCAGCACGAGCAGCUGAGGGCCGUCAUCGUUCGUGUACUCAGGCCUCAGGUGUCUGCGGUGCCCCAGCACGCCCCAGGCGAGGCGGUGGAGCCCACUGAGAUGAAGGUGGCGGAGGUACUGUUCGACGCUGCUGACGCCAACGCUAUUGAGGAAGUGAACCUGGCCUAUGAGAACGUUAAGGAGGUUGACGGCUUGGAUGUGUCCAAGGAGGGCAUGGAGGCCUGGGAGGCGGCAAUGAAGCGUUACGACGAGCGCAUUGACCGCGUGGAGACCCGCAUCACCGCCCGCCUCCGUGACCAGCUGGGAACGGCCAAGAAUGCCAACGAGAUGUUCCGUAUCUUCUCACGUUUCAACGCGCUGUUCGUGCGCCCCCACAUCCGCGGCGCCAUCCGCGAGUACCAGACGCAGCUCAUCCAGCGCGUCAAAGAUGACAUUGAGUCACUGCACGACAAGUUCAAGGUGCAGUACCCGCAGAGCCAAUCAUGCAAGAUGAGCCACGUGCGUGACCUGCCACCUGUGUCAGGCUCCAUCAUCUGGGCCAAGCAGAUCGACCGGCAGCUGACCGCCUACAUGAAGCGUGUGGAAGACGUGCUGGGCAAAGGCUGGGAGAACCACGUGGAGGGCCUCAAGUUGAAGCAGGAUGGCGACAGCUUCCGCGCCAAGCUCAACACCCAGGAGAUCUUUGACGAUUGGGCACGCAAGGUGCAGCAGCGCAACCUGGGCGUGUCGGGCCGCAUCUUCACCAUUGAGACCAGCCGGGCCCGCGGUCGCACAGGAAACAUGCUGAAGCUCAAGGUCAACUUCUUGCCCGAGAUCAUCACGCUGUCUAAGGAGGUGCGCAACCUCAAGUGGCUGAGCUUCCGUGUGCCGCUUGCCAUCGUCAACAAGGCACACCAGGCCAACCAGCUCUAUCCAUUCGCCAUCUCCCUGAUCGAGAGUGUGCGCACGUACGAGCGCACCUGCGAGAAGGUGGAGGAGCGCAUCUCCAUCUCGCUGCUGGUGGCUGGCCUCAAGAAGGAAGUGCAGGCUCUGGUCACGGAGGGCAUUGCCCUGGUCUGGGAGUCCUACAAACUAGACCCCUACGUCCAGCGCCUGGCCGAGACAGUCUUCAACUUCCAGGAGAAGGUGGACGACCUCCUGCUCAUCGAGGAGAAGAUCGACCUUGAAGUGCGCUCUCUCGAGACCUGCAUGUACGAACACAAGACCUUCACAGAGAUCCUCAACCGAGUGCAGAAAGCUGUGGAUGACCUCAACCUGCACUCCUAUUCUAACUUACCCAUCUGGGUCAACAAGCUGGACAUUGAGAUUGAAAGGAUCCUCGGGGUGCGUCUGCAGGCUGGGCUCAGGGCCUGGACCCAGGUUCUCCGGGGUCAGAUGGAGGACAAGGCUGAUGUGGACAUGGACACAGAGGCCCCUCAAGUCAGCCACAAGCCUGGCGGAGAGCCCAAGAUCAAGAAUGUUGUACAUGAGCUGAGGAUCACCAACCAAGUGAUCUACCUAAACCCGCCCAUUGAAGACUGUCGCUACAAGCUCUACCAGGAGAUGUUUGCCUGGAAGAUGGUCAUCCUCUCUCUGCCCAGGAUCCAGAGCCAGAGAUACCAGGUGGGCGUCCACUAUGAGCUGUCUGAGGAGGAGAAGUUCUACAGGAACGCACUGACAAGAAUGCCAGAUGGCCCAGCUGCCCUGGAGGAGGCUUACAACUCGGUCAAGGACAACGUCAACGAGGUGGAGCAGUACGUCAAGGUGUGGCUGCAGUACCAAUGCCUGUGGGACAUGCAGGCAGAGAACAUCUACAACCGCCUGGGGGAGGAUCUGACCAAGUGGCAGGCCCUGUUGGUCCAGAUCCGCAAAGCCAGGGGGACCUUCGACAACGCUGAAACCAAGAAGGAGUUUGGGCCUGUGGUCAUUGACUAUGGCAAGGUCCAGUCCAAGGUGAACCUGAAGUAUGACUCCUGGCACAAAGAGGUUCUCAGCAGGUUCGGCCAGAUGCUGGGCAACAACAUGCAGGACUUCCACUCCCAGAUCUCCAAGUCCCGCCAAGAGCUGGAGCAGCACUCGGUGGACACCGCCAGCACUUCGGACGCUGUGACCUUCAUCACCUAUGUCCAGACGCUCAAACGCAAGAUCAAGCAGUUUGAGAAGAACGUGGAUCUAUUCCGCAACGGUCAGCGGCUUCUCGAGAAGCAGCGUUUCCAGUUCCCGCCAUCGUGGCUGUACAUCGACAACAUCGAGGGCGAGUGGGGUGCCUUCAGCGACAUCAUGAAGCGCAAGGACACGGCCAUCCAGCAGCAAGUGGCCAACUUGCAGAUGAAGAUCGUCCAGGAAGACAAAGCCGUGGAGGGUCGCACCAUCGAUCUCCUUGCGGACUGGGAGAAGACUAAACCGGUGGCUGGGGCCCUGCGUCCAGAGGAGGCCCUCCAGUCUCUCACCAUCUACGAGGGAAAGUUUGGCCGGCUGAAGGAUGAUCGGGAUAAGUGUUCCCGAGCCAAAGAGGCCUUGGAGCUGACAGACACUGGCCUGCUGAGCGGUAGCGAAGAGAGAGUUCAGGUGGCUCUGGAGGAGCUGCAGGACCUGAAGGGGGUGUGGUCAGAGCUGUCCAAGGUGUGGGAGCAGAUUGACCAGGCCAAGGAGCAGCCCUGGGUCUCUGUUCAACCACGCAAGCUGCGUCAGAGUUUAGACGGCCUGCUAAAUGAGCUGAAGAACUUCCCAGCUCGACUGAGGCAGUAUGCGUCCUACGAGCACGUCCAGAGGCUUCUCAAGAGUUACAUGAAGAUCAACAUGCUGGUGAUCGAGCUGAAGUCGGAGGCCCUGAAGGACCGCCACUGGAAGCAGUUGAUGAAGCGUCUGCACGUGAACUGGGUGCUGUCAGAGCUGACUCUGGGUCAGAUCUGGGACGUGGACCUGCAGAGGAACGAGAUGGUGGUGAGAGACGUGCUGCUGGUGGCCCAGGGAGAGAUGGCCCUGGAGGAGUUCCUCAAACAGAUCCGUGAGGUCUGGAACGCCUAUGAGCUGGACCUGAUCAACUACCAGAACAAGUGCCGUCUGAUCCGCGGCUGGGACGACCUCUUCAACAAGGUCAAGGAGCACAUCAACAGCGUGUCAGCCAUGAAGCUGUCACCUUACUACAAGGUGUUUGAGGAAGAUGCUAUGAGCUGGGAGGACAAGCUAAACCGGAUCAUGGCCUUGUUUGACGUUUGGAUCGAUGUCCAGCGCCGCUGGGUCUACCUGGAAGGAAUCUUCACUGGCAGUGCUGACAUCAAACACCUGUUGCCUGUGGAGACCCAGAGGUUCUCGAGCAUCAGCACAGAGUUCCUGGCUCUGAUGAAGAAGGUAACCAAGUCUCCUUUGGUGAUGGAUGUGCUGAACAUCCAGGGGGUGCAGAGGUCUCUGGAGAGGCUGGCUGACCUGCUGGGAAAGAUCCAGAAGGCUCUGGGAGAGUACCUGGAGAGGGAGAGGUCCUCAUUCCCCAGGUUCUACUUCGUUGGUGAUGAAGACUUACUGGAGAUCAUCGGAAACAGCAAGAACGUUGCCAAGCUGCAGAAGCACUUCAAGAAGAUGUUCGCUGGCGUCUCCAGCAUCCUGCUGAACGAGGAAAACACGGUGGUGCUGGGCAUCUCAUCCCGUGAGGGCGAGGAGAUCUUCUACAAGACCCCCGUGGACCUCCUAGAGCACCCCAAGAUCAACGACUGGCUGACCCUGGUGGAGAAGGAGAUGCGGGUCACGCUGGCCAAGCUGCUGGCCGAGUCGGUCACAGAGGUGGGCGCGUUCAACAAGGGCAACUCCAUCGAACUCGAUAAAUACAUCGAUUGGAUCGACCGAUACCAGGCUCAGCUGGUAGUGCUGUCUGCUCAGAUCGACUGGUCUGAGAAAGUGGAUGCCGCUCUGACCACCAUCUCGGGUGGCGGGGACAUGUCGCCCAUGUCGAGCGUGCUGACCAAUGUGGAGGCCACCCUGAACGUGCUGGCCGACACCGUGCUGAUGGAGCAGCCUCCACUCCGCAGGAGGAAGCUGGAACACCUGAUCACUGAGCUGGUCCACCAGAGGGACGUGACCAGGCAACUGAUCAAAAACAAGGUCGACAACCCCAAGUCGUUUGAGUGGCUCAGCCAGAUGCGCUUCUACUUUGACCCCAAGCAGACGGACGUGCUGCAGCAGCUGUCCAUCCAGAUGGCCAACGCCAAGUUCAACUAUGGCUUUGAGUACCUAGGAGUCCAGGACAAGCUGGUCCAGACCCCGCUGACCGACCGCUGCUACCUGACCAUGACACAGGCCCUGGAGGCCAGGUUCGGUGGAGCUCCCUUUGGGCCCGCUGGAACUGGAAAGACCGAGUCUGUGAAGGCUCUGGGUCACCAGCUGGGACGCUUCGUCCUGGUCUUCAACUGUGACGAGACUUUCGACUUCCAGGCAAUGGGUCGUAUCUUCGUGGGCUUGUGCCAGGUGGGCGCCUGGGGCUGCUUUGACGAGUUCAAUCGUCUGGAGGAGAGGAUGCUGUCGGCCGUCUCACAGCAGGUCCAGUUCAUCCAGGUGGCCCUGAGGGAGCACAGCAACCCCAACCGAGACCGCAGUGCUCCUGUCACCUGCGAGCUGCUCAACAAGCAGGUGAAGGUGAGCCCCGACAUGGCCAUCUUCAUCACAAUGAACCCCGGCUACGCCGGCCGCUCAAACCUGCCCGACAAUCUGAAGAAGCUGUUCCGCUCCUUGGCCAUGACCAAGCCUGACCGCCAACUCAUCGCCCAGGUCAUGCUCUACUCACAGGGCUUCCGCACUGCGGAGAUCCUGGCCAAGAAGAUCGUGCCCUUCUUCAAGCUGUGCGACGAACAGCUGUCCUCCCAGAGUCACUACGACUUUGGCCUGCGAGCUCUCAAGAGCGUGCUGGUCAGCGCCGGCAACGUGAAGCGGGAGCGCAUCCAGAGGAUCAAGAAGGAUAAGCGUGAGCGCGGCGAGAACGUGGAUGAGAACGAGAUCGCGGAGAACCUCCCCGAACAGGAGAUCCUGAUCCAGAGUGUGUGUGAGACCAUGGUACCCAAGCUGGUGGCUGAGGACAUCCCCCUGCUGUUCAGCCUGCUGUCGGACGUCUUCCCCGGCGUCCAGUACAUGCGCGGCGAGAUGACGGCUCUGCGCGAAGAGCUCCGCAAGGUCUGCGCCGAGAUGUUCCUCACCUAUGGAGACGGAGACGACGUGGGCAGCAUGUGGGUUGAGAAGGUGCUCCAACUGUACCAGAUCACCCAGAUCAACCACGGCCUGAUGAUGGUGGGACCCUCUGGCAGUGGCAAGACCAUGGCCUGGAGGGUGCUGCUCAAAGCCCUGGAGCGCCUGGAGGGGAUGGAGGGUGUGGCCCACAUCAUCGACCCCAAGGCCAUCAGCAAGGAUCACCUGUACGGAACCCUAGACCCCAACACCCGUGAGUGGACCGAUGGGCUCUUCACGCAUGUGCUCAGGAAGAUCAUUGACAACGUGAGAGGAGAGUUGCAGAAACGGCAAUGGAUCAUCUUUGAUGGUGACGUGGACCCCGAGUGGGUAGAGAAUCUCAACUCUGUGCUGGACGACAACAAGUUGCUCACCUUGCCCAACGGAGAGCGUCUCAGCCUGCCGCCAAACGUGCGCAUCAUGUUUGAGGUGCAGGAUCUGAAGUAUGCCACCCUGGCCACUGUGUCACGUUGUGGCAUGGUCUGGUUCAGCGAAGAUGUGCUCAGCACUGACAUGAUCUUCAACCACUUCCUGGCACGUCUGCGCAGCAUCCCAUUGGACGAGGGCGAAGAUGAGGCUUUCCGCAUGCACAAGGGCACCGAGGACGAGGGCGAGGAGACCGCCUCCCCCAUGCUGCAGAUCCAGAGGGACACAGCGGCCAUCCUGCAGCCCUACUUCACCUCCACUGGGCUGGUGAUCAAGACCCUGGAGCACGCCUCCAAGAUGGAGCACAUCAUGGAUUUCACGCGGCUGCGUUGUAUGGGUUCCCUGUUCUCCAUGCUACACCAGGCCUGCCGCAACGUGGCGCUCUACAACAACAACCACUCAGACUUCCCCAUGCCCAAUGACCAGCUGGAGCGCUACAUGCAGAGGUACUUGAUCUACGCCGUGCUGUGGUCCUUCUCAGGCGACGGCCGGCUGAAGAUACGUGGCGAGCUGGGUGAAUAUAUCCGCCGCAUCACCACUGUGCCCCUGCCUUCGGCGCCCAACGUGCCCAUCAUCGACUACGAGGUCACAAUCUCCGGCGAGUGGCAAUCGUGGCAGGGCAAGGUGCCACAGAUCGAAGUGGAGACCCACAAGGUGGCUAGCCCGGAUGUUGUGGUACCCACCCUGGACACGGUGCGCCACGAAGCCCUGCUCUACACCUGGCUGGCUGAGCACAAGCCCCUGGUCCUCUGCGGCCCGCCCGGCUCGGGUAAAACCAUGACCUUGUUCAGCGCCCUCCGAGCUCUGCCUGACAUGGAGGUUGUGGGUCUGAACUUCUCCAGUGCCACCACCCCGGAGCUCCUGCUAAAGACCUUCGAUCACUACUGCGAGUACCGUCGCACGCCCAACGGUGUUGUCCUGGCCCCCGUGCAGCUGGGCAAGUGGCUGGUGCUCUUUUGUGAUGAGAUCAACUUGCCUGACAUGGACAAGUAUGGUACCCAGAGGGUCAUCUCCUUCCUCAGACAGAUGGUGGAGCAUGGAGGCUUCUACCGUACCUCAGAUCAGACCUGGGUCAAGCUGGAGAGGAUCCAGUUUGUGGGAGCCUGUAACCCCCCCACCGACCCCGGCAGGAAGCCCCUCACCCACAGGUUCCUGCGCCAUGUGCCAGUGGUGUACGUGGACUACCCCGGCCCCGCCUCCCUCACUCAGAUCUACGGCACCUUCAACCGGGCCAUGCUGCGUCUCAUCCCCUCGCUGCGUACCUUCGCUGAGCCACUCACCGCCGCCAUGGUGGAGUUCUACACCAUGUCUCAGGAACGCUUCACCCAAGACACCCAGCCCCACUACAUCUACUCUCCCCGCGAGAUGUCCCGCUGGGUGAGGGGCAUCUUCGAGGCCCUGCGGCCCCUGGAGACACUCCCUGUGGAGGGUCUCAUCCGCAUCUGGGCCCAUGAGGCUCUGCGCCUCUUCCAGGACAGAUUGGUGGAGGAUGAGGAGAGGCGCUGGACAGACGAAAACAUUGACAUGGUGGCCCUCAAGCACUUCCCCAACAUUGACCGUGAAAAGGCCCUCAACAGGCCUAUCCUCUACAGCAACUGGCUCUCUAAGGAUUAUAUCCCAGUGGAACAGGAGGAGCUGCGAGACUACGUCAAGGCCCGUCUGAGGGUCUUCUACGAGGAGGAGCUGGACGUGCCACUGGUGCUCUUCAACGAGGUUCUGGACCAUGUCCUCAGAAUCGACCGAAUCUUCCGACAACCCCAGGGUCAUCUCCUCCUGAUUGGAGUCAGUGGAGCAGGAAAGACCACCCUGUCCCGUUUUGUGGCCUGGAUGAAUGGCCUGAGUGUCUAUCAGAUCAAGGUCCACAGGAGAUACACGGGUGACGACUUUGACGAGGACCUGCGGACGGUGCUGCGUCGCUCCGGCUGCAAGAACGAGAAGAUCGCCUUCAUCAUGGACGAGUCCAACGUCCUGGACUCUGGCUUCCUGGAGCGCAUGAACACUCUGCUGGCCAACGGAGAGGUGCCAGGUCUGUUUGAGGGUGACGAGUACGCCGCCCUGAUGACCCAGUGUAAGGAGGGCGCCCAGAAGGAGGGCAUGAUGCUGGACACUCAUGAGGAGCUCUACAAGUGGUUUACCAGCCAGGUCAUCAGAAACCUACAUGUGGUCUUCACCAUGAACCCCUCAUCUGAGGGCCUGAAGGACCGCGCUGCCACCUCCCCUGCCCUCUUCAACAGGUGUGUGUUGAAUUGGUUUGGAGACUGGUCAACUGAGGCCCUCUACCAAGUGGGCAAAGAGUUCACCAUCAAACUGGACUUGGAGAAACCCAACUACAAGGUGCCUGACUACAUGCCGGUGGUGUACGACAAGCUGCCCCAGCCACCAUCUCACCGUGAGGCCAUCGUCAACGGCUGCGUGUUUGUCCACCAGACACUGCACCAGGCUAACAGCCGGCUGUCCAAGCGUGGCGGGCGCACCAUGGCUAUCACCCCGCGCCACUACCUGGACUUCAUCAACCACUACGCCGACCUGUUCAACGAGAAGCGCAGCGAGCUGGAGGAGCAGCAGAUGCAUCUCAACGUGGGCCUGAGGAAAAUCAAGGAGACCGUGGACCAGGUGGAGGAGCUGCGUCACGACCUGAGGAUCAAGAGCCAGGAGCUGGAGGUGAAGAACGCGGAUGCCAACGACAAGCUGAAAAAGAUGGUCAAAGACCAGCAGGAGGCGGAGAAGAAGAAGGUGAUGAGUCAGGAAAUCCAGGAGUCUGUGUACAAGCAACAGGAGAAGAUCAAAGACAAACAGCUGAGUGUCAAGGUAGACCUGGAUCAGGUGGAGCCCGCUGUUAUUGAGGCCCAGAAUGCCGUCAGCUCUAUUAAGCGUCACCAUCUUGUUGAAGUGCGUGCCAUGACCAACCCCCCUCCCACGGUUAAGCUGGCCUUAGAGUCUAUCUGCUUACUGCUGGGCGAGGAGACUAAUGACUGGAAAAAGAUCAGACAAGUUAUUGUCAGGGACAAUUUCAUCACCAACAUAGUCAACUUUGUCUCAGAGGACAUGAGUGAGUCAAUCCGUGAGAAGAUGAAGAAGAAUUACAUGUCCAACCCCAACUUCAACUACGAGAUGGUCAACAGGGCCUCCCUGGCCUGUGGCCCCAUGGUCAAAUGGGCCAUCGCUCAGCUGAACUACGCUGACAUGUUAAAGCGAGUGGAGCCGCUGAGGAACGAGCUGCAGAAGCUGGAGGACGAUGCCAUGGACAACAAGUCCAAGGCAGAGGAGGUGGAGCAGAUGAUCCACGACCUGGAGUCCAGCAUCGCCCGUUACAAGGAGGAGUACGCCGUGCUAAUCUCUGAGGCCCAGGCCAUUAAGGCAGAUCUGGCCGCCGUCGAGGCGAAGGUGAACCGCAGCACAGCCCUGCUCAAGAGCCUGUCUGCCGAGAGCGAGCGCUGGGAGAAGUCCAGCGAGACGUUCAAGAACCAGAUGGCUACCAUCGCCGGGGACUGCCUGCUGUCCGCAGCCUUCAUCGCCUAUGCGGGCUACUUCGAGCAGCAGAUGAGGCAGAACCUCUUCACUACCUGGUCGCACCACCUGCAGCAGGCUAACAUCCAGUUCCGCACGGACAUCGCCAGGACUGAGUACCUGUCCAAUGCGGACGAGAGGCUGCGCUGGCAGGCGAACUCCCUCCCGGCGGACGACCUCUGCACAGAGAACGCCAUCAUGCUCAAGAGGUUCAACAGGUAUCCACUGAUCAUCGACCCGUCCGGCCAGGCCACAGAGUUCAUCAUGAACGAGUACAAGGACCGCAAGAUCACCAGGACCAGCUUCCUGGACGACGCCUUCCGGAAGAACCUGGAGAGCGCCCUGCGUUUCGGAAACCCUCUGCUUGUGCAGGAUGUAGAGAGCUACGACCCCAUCCUGAACCCGGUGCUCAACAGAGAGGUGCGCAGGACCGGCGGACGCGUGCUCAUCACCCUUGGCGACCAGGACAUUGACUUGUCGCCAUCCUUCGUCAUCUUCCUCUCCACACGCGACCCCACAGUGGAGUUCCCUCCAGACCUGUGUUCUCGUGUGACCUUUGUCAACUUCACAGUGACACGCAGCAGUCUGCAGAGCCAGUGUCUCAACGAGGUGCUUAAGGCCGAGAGGCCCGACGUGGACGAGAAGCGUUCCGACCUCCUCAAACUGCAAGGUGAGUUCCAGGUGCGUCUGCGCCAACUGGAGAAGUCCCUGCUGCAGGCCCUGAACGAGGUCAAGGGUCGUAUCCUGGACGACGACACCAUCAUCACCACCCUGGAGAACCUGAAGAAGGAGGCGGCGGAGGUGACCAGGAAGGUGGAGGAGACUGACAUAGUGAUGGCUGAGGUGGAGGCAGUGUCGCAGCAGUACCUGUCCCUCUCUUCGGCCUGCAGCUCCAUCUACUUCACCAUGGAGGCCCUGAACCAGAUGCACUUCCUGUACCAGUACUCGCUGCACUUCUUCCUGGAUAUCUACCACACGGUGCUGUACGAGAACGCUAACCUCAAGAGUGUUAGCGACCACACCCAGCGCCUCACCCACAUCACCAAGGACCUCUUUCAGGGGGCGUUCAACAGAGUGGCCAGAGGCAUGUGUAACCAGGAUCACAUCACCUUCGCCAUGCUCUUAGCCAGGAUCAACCUGAAAGGCAUGACAAGCGAGCCGUCCUACGACGCAGAGUUCCAGCACUUCCUGCGUGGUGCGGAGAUGGUGCUGAAGGGUACAGCGGUGCCCAAGGUGAAGGGCCUGACCACGGAGCAGUGUGAGGCCAUGAUCAUUCUCAGCCGUCUCCCCGCCUUCAAGGACCUGGUCUCCAAGGUGGAAGCUGAUGAGCAAUUCUUCAUGUGGAUUGAGAGCAACUCCCCUGAGCUGUCCGUGCCCUACCUGUGGACAGAGGAGAAACAGUCAACCUCCAUCGGUCAGGCAGUGCACCAGCUGCUCCUGAUCCAAGCCUUCCGUCCGGACCGCAUGCUGGCCAUGGCCCACAUCUUUGUAUCUAAGGUCCUGGGAGACACCUUCAUGGCCAUCAUCGAGCAGCCCCUUGACCUGGGCAACAUUGUGGAGAGCGAGGUGAAACCCAGUACCCCUGUUCUGAUGUGCUCCGUACCCGGGUACGAUGCCAGCGGCCUGGUCCGGGACCUGGCAGCUGAGGAAAACAAACACAUCACCUCCAUCUCCAUUGGUUCUGCUGAGGGCUUCAACAAGGCCGACCGCGACAUCAACACCGCUGUCAAGUCCGGCAGGUGGGUGAUGCUGGAGAACGUGCACCUGGCUCCUGGUUGGCUGAUGCAGCUGGAGAAGAAGCUCCACUCCAUGCAGCCCCACGCCAGCUUCCGUCUCUUCCUCACCAUGGAGAUCAACCCCAAGGUGCCAGUGAACCUGCUGCGUGCUGGACGUAUCUUUGUGUUUGAACCUCCUCCUGGUGUCAAGGCCAACAUGCUGAGGACCUUCAGCAGCAUCCCUGUGGCUCGCAUGUGCAAGGCACCCAACGAGCGUGCCCGCCUCUACUUCCUGUUGGCCUGGUUCCACGCCGUCAUCCAGGAGCGUCUGCGCUAUGCCCCGCUGGGCUGGUCCAAGAAGUACGAGUUUGGAGAGUCGGACCUGCGCUCGGCCUGCGACACCGUGGACACCUGGCUGGACGACACCGCUAAGGGCCGUCAGAACAUCUCCCCUGACAAGAUCCCCUGGGCAGCCCUGAAGACCCUGAUGGCCCAGUCCAUCUACGGCGGCCGCAUCGACAACGAGUUUGACCAGCGCCUGCUCAACACCUUCCUGGAUCGCAUCUUCACCACGGGCAGCUUCGACUCAGAGUUCAAGCUGGCCUUCAAGGUGGACGGUCACAAGGACAUCAAGAUGCCCGAUGGCAUCCGGCGUGAGGAGUUCAUGCACUGGGUGGAGAUGCUGCCAGACACCCAGACACCGUCCUGGCUGGGCCUGCCUAGCAACGCUGAGAAGGUCCUGCUCACCACUCAGGGCACUGACAUGAUGGGUAAGAUGCUGAAAAUGCAGAUGUUGGAGGAUGAGGAUGAUCUGGCCUACGAAAAGGAGACUAAGCGCGAGCGCACGGCGUCCACCUCUGCUGAAGCCCAGCCCGCAUGGAUGCGCACGCUGCUCACCACCGCCACCAACUGGCUGACGCUCAUCCCGCAGGUGGUCAACCACCUGAAGCGCACCGUGGAGAACAUUAAGGAUCCUCUGUUCCGCUUCUUUGAGCGUGAGGUGAAGAUGGGCGCCCGCAUGCUGCAGGAAGUGCGUCAGGACCUGACUGAUGUGGUGCAGGUGUGCGAGGGCAAGAAGAAACAGACCAACGACCUGCGCACCCUCAUCAACGACCUCGUCAAAGGUAUCCUGCCUCGUAGCUGGUGUCGCUACACCGUGCCUGCGUCCAUGACUGUUAUCCAGUGGGUGGCCGACUUCAGCGAGCGUGUCAAACAGCUGCAGGCCAUCUCCCAGGGAGCCGCCAGCGGGGGCGCUAAGGAGCUCAAGAACAUCCAUGUGUGCCUAGGCAGCCUGUUUGUCCCUGAGGCCUACAUCACGGCCACUCGUCAGUACGUGGCCCAGGCCAACAGCUGGUCCCUGGAGGAGCUGUGUCUGGAGGUCAACGUCACCACCGCCCAGGGGGCCGCGCUUGAUGCCUGCAGCUUCGGCAUCAAAGGUCUGAAGCUGCAGGGAGCCACCCACGGCAACAACAAGCUGUCUCUCUCCAAUGACAUCUCCACGGAGUUGCCACUGACUCAGCUGCGUUGGGUGAAGCAAUUGAGCGCCGAGAAGAAGCACAUGGUCACUCUCCCGGUAUAUCUGAACUUCACCAGAGCUGAUCUCAUCUUCACCGUGGACUUUGACAUCGCCACCAAGGAAGACCCUCACAACUUCUACGAGCGUGGAGUGGCAGUGCUCUGCACAGAGUAGACUCUGGAAAUUAUUUUAUUCAUCAUUCCUAUUAAUCACUUAUUCCUAGUGUAGUCCACAGGGUAAUGUAGUCAAGUAACUAGUUGGAGAAGUAACAUUAAGUCAUUGGUAAGUGGAAGAAAGUCUUGAGUAAUGUGGUCAGUUGGAUUGUGAAAGGGAAGUUGGAAAGAGGUAACAAUUUUUAUGAAGGAUUCUGUAUGUUAUGAUGGCGUAAAUGACAUGGAAAAUAAAGUAUCAAUGGUUUAACAUGGCUAA
Oncorhynchus gorbuscha (pink salmon) is the source of this 14284-nucleotide messenger RNA. RefSeq names its product dynein, cytoplasmic 1, heavy chain 1 (gene dync1h1). Gene Ontology annotation, cellular component: dynein complex. Gene Ontology annotation, molecular function: dynein light intermediate chain binding; ATP hydrolysis activity; dynein intermediate chain binding. The transcript is spliced from 75 exons. Gene Ontology annotation, biological process: microtubule-based movement. The record is from RefSeq and is a predicted model, not a curated record. NCBI's taxonomy places the organism in Eukaryota, Metazoa, Chordata, Actinopteri, Salmoniformes, Salmonidae. Bases 95 to 14029 code for a protein of 4644 amino acids.